CCGUUUGGCAGUGCCAGGGGGGCUGCAGAGUGCGGGCACGGUGUCCGUGACCCGGAGUGCAGAGGCCUGGUUGGAAAGAGGCAGCUGUCUCGGCUCCCCCGCUCCCCAGGAACACUGCACCCCAUUUCCCUCCCACUCGGCCCCGGAGAAUCCGGAGGUGCUUGGACUGCGGGCAGUGAGAGAAGAUGAGCAGGGACCCAAGUGGAUGUGUCCCUCCCGAAGUGCCCCAUGCUGACGGCUCCUCCCUGCUGUUCCUGCCCCUGCCCUAGCUGCUGGUGUGAUGAGUAACACGACUGCACCUAGUGCCCCCAGGGCUGCCAGUGAUUCCAUGGUGGGCUAUGUGCUUGGCCCCUUCUUCCUCAUCACCUUAGUAGGAGUGGUGGUGGCUGUGUGUAUUUUAUCUUUAUUGCAGAUGAUGUACAUCCAGAAGAAGAAACGGGUGGACAGGCUCCGUCACCACCUGCUGCCCAUGUACAGUUAUGACCCAGCAGAAGAACUGCAUGAAGCUGAGCAGGAAUUGCUCUGUGAGGUGGGGGAUCCCAAGGUGGUCCAUGGCUGGCACAGUAGCUACCAGCACAAACGGAUGCCCCUUUUGGAUGUGAAGACAUAAUCUAAGGAAACAGCACACCAAAUCCUGGCCCUAUCGGAGAUGAUCUUUUCACUCCUUUAUAGAAGUCCAGAAUUGCUUAUUUCUGUUAUCUCUGCUGAAAAAGCCUCCUGGCCUCCCCUUUGCCCUACAAUAGACUACACAAGCCCUUAAUUGACCUGCUGGCUGGGACAGCUAUCCUUCAUUUAGGCUGGGAUCCCUCCCCCACCACCAAGGGACUACUCAACCAUUUUUCUUUCUCUGGCAAACCAUGAAACUAGGAGGGAAUAGGAUUUACUUGGACUUAUUGUACUGCUUCCCUUUCCCCCUCCCCCAUUUCAGCAUGCUCAAAGUCCUUGCUAUUGUUGAGUUCAGGGGAAAGGUUUCCUAGGGAUGGCUUUGUUUAUAUUAUACAGUAUAUAUAUAUUUUGUAAAUAAAACGUUUUGUGGAUGGGAGUGUGACUGAGAUAGUUCUGGAUGAGGAGAGCACUUCUACUUCCCAAUUUAAUCCCUCUUUCAGAUCCAGAAGACAACUUGCAAAAUGUCCACUUAAGAACACAAAGUAACCUAUGGCUACCUAUCUAAUACCCCCUAAAUAAGAUUACUUCAUCCAGAAAAAGGAGUUUAUUUUUAUUCAAGUAACUGCAAAUAGGAAACCAGAGUGGUGGGGCCUCACAAUAGUCUGGGACCACCCUUUUCCCCCACUUAGGCUGGAUCUCCUUCCCUUAACCCUCCCAACUUGAAGAUUAUCAAAGGAGGGACAAUAGUAGUGGAGUUGGGCAACUCCCCAACAAUGUCACUUUUUUAGUAAACUAGGCCUGGUGUCCACUAUUUCCCCAAGCCCUCCUUGUGAUGAUUUGGGGAAGAUGAGCAGGGUGGAUGGAGGAGAGAGAGAGGGCAGGUGAAAAUGAGAACAAAACCGCAUGGCUGAAUGUCUGGAAGCCACAGAAUCUAAGAACAAAACCAUUUAAAAAAGAAAACCAACAAAAGUGUUCAGAGGUAGAUUGUGAACGGAGAGAAGAUGUAACCAGCUCCUAGGGGGAGGGGGGAUGGCAUUCUAAAAGGGGGGAUUGGGGAAGGGAGGCUCACAGGGAGGAAAUAUCCUUGCUUUAUAAACCAAGCAUUUCAAAGGCAAAAAUCAAGAGGCCAAGAAAGGCCAACCCAAGAUCGGGAAAUUUAUAGGAUUGUCAAAUCCCCCUUCUCCCUACAUCUUCUGAGCAGCAAGGAAACAAAUUAAUCAGGCCCUCUCCCUUCCUCUUACCUCAACUACAAAAAUUGACACCCUAGGCCCAGCCCCAUUCCAGUUUGAUGCUCAGGAAAUGUCAGUGGGGAGAAGGCAGGAAGGUUAGGAUGGGUUUGGGGUUCCCCCUUCUAUUCCCAGAAAAAAAAGUCUGCUUCCACCUCCAUCCUUGGGACCAAUCUUGACUGGGUAGAAGGUAGAAAGAACAGGUGGUGGAGGUACAGAAUAUCCCCAGAGGUCAAUUAAAGUUGAGCUCUUGGGAUCAAGAUGCUCAAGCCUCUGUCGUUCCCUCUCAAAUUUUGGAUUGGGGUGAGGGUGGGAGAGAGGGAGAUGAGAAAUCAGGAAUCCUGGCUCCAUGGAGGGGUGGAGGUGGGGGGAAGACAAAAAAAAACAAACCAAAAAAACA
Molecule: messenger RNA, 2232 nt
Organism: Antechinus flavipes (yellow-footed antechinus)
Lineage: Eukaryota; Metazoa; Chordata; Mammalia; Dasyuromorphia; Dasyuridae
Gene: SMIM29
Product: small integral membrane protein 29
Exons: 5
Coding region: 281-610 (109 amino acids)
Source: RefSeq, a predicted model, not a curated record